AUGGCCUCUCAGGUUUUGCAGCUCGACCGCCUCUUGGCGGUGUUGCUCAUCGCAGUGGUUGCAAAAUAUACUGUUCAAUUCAUCAGACACAGGUACUUGGCCAGAAAAUGGCACACUGAGCCUAUAGUCAACAGCAGAUCAAUACUCGGUAUGCUCCCUGAGCUAUUUGAUCACCAAAGAGACACUGCCCAAGGAUUUCUUUUGGAGAGAAUGUUGGACAGGUUCGAGAGGACCCAGGCCAACACGCUUCUGAUGGCCAUCCCCAGCUCCACAGGGCAAUUGAUCCUCACCAUGAGCCCAGAUAACAUGAAGGCGAUGCUUCUGACGCAAUUCAACGAAUUUAGCAUAGGCGUGCGGAAGCAGGCGUUCGGCCCGCUUUUGGGCAACGGGAUCUUUGCUCUGGAAGGGCACCACUGGAAACACCUGAGGACAUUGCUCAAACCGCAGUUUGCCAGAGAGCAGGUGGCACAUGUGCAGAUGUUGGAGCCCCACGUUCAGAUCUUGGCCAAGCACAUCAGGAAAAACGCCGGUAGUUUUUUCGACAUCCAGCUGUUGUUCCACAGAUUCACCUUGGAUGCCGGCACCCAUUUCCUCUUUGGCGAGAGUGUCAACGACUUGAAAGACGAGACGGUGGGUUACAACCCAGACGACUACUACAUCGAGGGCAGGGACGAGUUCAACACCGCCCUCACGUUUGUGCAGCUGUACUUGGUGAAACGGCUGUCUCUAUUCAACUUCUACUGGAUCGCCAGCUCUAAGCAGUUCAGAGAUAGCGUCAGGCACAUCCACGACUACACGAAUCAUUUCGUUAACAAGGCGUUGCAAUUGAAGCCAGAGGAGAUCGAGGCCCGCUCCAGAGAAGGGUACACCUUCUUGUAUGAGUUGGUCAAGGACACACGAAACCCCGUUGACAUUCGAGACCAGCUCUUGAACAUCAUGUUGGCGGGCCGCUCCACCACUGCGUCGCUUCUUCUGUCGGCGAUGUCAGAGCUUUCCAGGCACCCCGAUGUUUGGAGAAAGUUACGUGAAGAGGUUAUUAUGCAAUUUGGUACUGGGGAACUGCCCGAGGAGCUUGAAAGCAUCACGUUUGAGUCGUUGAAAAAGUGCAACUACCUCAAGUGGGUCAUCAAUGAGACCCUCAGAGUGUACCCACCAGUGUCCUCGAAUCUUCGAGAAGCACUUAAGGACACGACGUUGCCCAGCGGAGGCGGCAAGGAUGGCCGGGCGCCGAUCUUUGUUCCCAAGGGUGCAGUGGUGAUUUUCCUGAUCUACUGUGUCCAGCGGCUGAAGAAACACUAUGGGCCUGACGCCGACGAGUUCCGGCCUGAAAGAUGGGCCAAUCUCAACAAGAUCGGCUGGGCGUUCAUGCCGUUUGGAAGUGGGCCUCGUAUAUGCUUGGGCCAGCAGUUUGCUCUCACUGAGGCUCUGUAUGUGUUGGUGAGGUUGGCGCAAAUGUUCCACACGUUGGAGACCGCUGGCGGAGAGUACCCAGCCAGGAAACAGGCGAACGCCACGUUAAGAUAUACUGAUGGCGUGAAUGUCAGAAUGGCGUAA
Candidozyma auris is the source of this 1554-nucleotide messenger RNA. Its product is annotated as cytochrome P450. Lineage: Eukaryota; Fungi; Ascomycota; Pichiomycetes; Serinales; Metschnikowiaceae. Gene Ontology annotation, molecular function: iron ion binding; oxidoreductase activity, acting on paired donors, with incorporation or reduction of molecular oxygen, reduced flavin or flavoprotein as one donor, and incorporation of one atom of oxygen; heme binding. The record is from RefSeq and is a predicted model, not a curated record. The coding region runs from base 1 to 1554 and encodes 517 amino acids. The transcript has a single exon.